AUGUUGCUGCAAGGCGACGAGGGCGGUGUCAUUCAAGGCUGGGGCUCGCGGGAUGAAGUCCUCUUCCUGGUGAUAACUCUGACCCAAAGCUGGCUGAUCUUAGUCACUCGCAUCACUGCGUCGAUGUUCAGCAAUCGACCCUUUGCUCUUCUAGCUGGUGCUGUGCUGGUUGUUGAUGUGUCCGGGUUUCUGAUGGCUCACUUCAGCGCUUUCUGCACACCAACAUCGGCAUUGACUAUCCUCAGAGUCUGGAUCCUGGUCUACGGGGUGGGCUGUGUGAACGCGAUGGUGUAUAUCCUGCUGCACGACUCUGAGGGAUUUGACAACCUCAUGCACGGCCGCAGUCUCCGCAACAAGGGGAAAGAUCGUUCCUGGGAGGACUUUGGUAAGCUGAAACCAAAUGUUCCUAAGUGUCUACUCCAGGGAACUAAUGGAUCCAAGGCCUUGCCAUGCAACGUAUGGCCGCUCAGCAUGAAAGAAAAAAUUGGGUAG
Molecule: messenger RNA, 492 nt
Organism: Penicillium canescens
Lineage: Eukaryota; Fungi; Ascomycota; Eurotiomycetes; Eurotiales; Aspergillaceae
Exons: 1
Coding region: 1-492 (163 amino acids)
Source: RefSeq, a predicted model, not a curated record